CAGCCGGGAGCGCGGCCCGUCGCUGCACACUCGCGCCCCGCCACCCGCAGGGCAGGUCCGGAGGUGAGUGGAGAACCAUGACAUUGGAACCCUCCCAAAGAGGCCUUCUGAUGCUCCUGAUGGCCUUAGGCCUGACCGAGGGUGACCCUGUGAAGCCCUCUCAGGACCAGCUGGUGACCUGCAGGUGUGAAAGCCCCCACUGCAGGGGUCCUACCUGCCAGGGGUCCUGGUGCACAGUAGUGCUGGUUCGGGAAGAAGGCAAGGACCCCCAGGAGCACCGGGGCUGCGGGACCCUGCACCAGGAGCUCUGCAGGGCACGUGCCACAGAGUUUGUCAACCACUACUGCUGCUACAGCCCCCUCUGCAACCACAACGUGUCCCUGGUCCUAGAAGCCACGCAAACUCCCGAGCACUGGAAAGUGGACGGCCAGUGGCCUCUGAUCCUAGGCCCCGUGCUGGCCCUGAUGGCCCUGCUGGCUCUGGGCGCCCUGGGCCUCUGGCAUGUCCGGCGGAGGCAGGAGAAGCAGCCAGGGCUGCUUAGCAAACUGGACGAGUCCAGCGUCAUCCUGAAGGCAUCCGAGCAGGGAGACAGCAUGCUGGGGGACCUCCUGGACAGCGACUGCACCACGGGCAGCGGCUCGGGGCUGCCCUUCCUGGUGCAGAGAACAGUGGCACGACAGGUCGCCCUGGUGGAGUGCGUGGGAAAAGGCCGCUAUGGGGAGGUGUGGCGGGGCCUGUGGCAUGGCGAGAGCGUGGCGGUGAAGAUCUUCUCUUCGAGGGACGAACAGUCCUGGUUCCGGGAGACCGAGAUCUACAACACAGUGUUGCUCAGACAUGACAACAUCCUAGGCUUCAUCGCCUCUGACAUGACCUCCCGCAACUCCAGCACGCAGCUGUGGCUCAUCACGCACUACCACGAGCACGGCUCGCUCUACGACUUUCUGCAGCGGCAGACGCUGGAUCCCCAGCUGGCCCUGAGGCUCGCGGUGUCCACGGCCUGCGGCCUGGCGCAUCUGCACGUGGAGAUCUUUGGCACCCAGGGCAAACCGGCCAUCGCCCACCGCGACCUCAAGAGCCGAAACGUGCUGGUGAAGAGCAACCUGCAGUGCUGCAUCGCCGACCUGGGCCUGGCGGUGAUGCACUCGCAGGGCAGCGAUUACCUGGACAUCGGCAACAACCCGCGGGUGGGCACCAAGCGGUACAUGGCCCCGGAGGUGCUGGUGGAGCAGAUCCGCACCGACUGCUUCGAGUCUUACAAGUGGACCGACAUCUGGGCCUUUGGCCUGGUGCUGUGGGAGAUCACCCGCCGGACCAUCGUCAACGGCAUCGUGGAGGAUUACAGGCCACCCUUCUAUGAUGUGGUGCCCAAUGACCCCAGCUUUGAGGACAUGAAGAAGGUGGUGUGUAUUGACCAGCAGACCCCCACCAUCCCCAACCGUCUGGCUGCAGACCCGGUCCUCUCAGGCUUGGCUCAGAUGAUGCGGGAGUGUUGGUACCCCAAUCCCUCAGCACGCCUCACGGCACUGCGGAUCAAGAAGACACUCCAGAAAUUCAGCAACAGUCUCGAGAAGCGGAAAGUGAUUCACUAGCCGCGGCCUGGGGCGGCUGCCUGCAGGGGCGGCGGCUGGAGCGUGGACGGUGGUGUGGGUGUGUGUCCUGGGGAGGGGGUACCCCUCUAGGGGUGGCUGUGCCUGCCCAGCUGGGCCCCUAGCCCAUCUAGCCAAAAAUACAGCUGGGCUGAAACCUGAUCCCCUGGCUGUCUGGUCUGCUCCAAGCAGCAGGCUCCCUGACGCCGAUUCCCCCCCACACACACACCCUGGGUGCACCCCCUCCCACUGUAUCCUCACCAGCACAUGAUGCAGAAAAGGCCUCAGCCCCCAGGAAAAGCAGCCAGGGAAUCCCAGGCCAACGCCCAAGCUUGGGCUCCACUUUACCCUCUGCCCUCAGCCAACCCCACGUCCCCACCAAGCUGCCAGAGUGGCACAGGGCCUGGUCUGGGCUUCGGCAGACACCCUGUCCUGCCAGGCCGAGCCUCUGGCACAAGCCACAGACACCCAGGACCCACCAGUUUCUUUCUGUGGGUUUGUAUCUCGGUCCCAUGACGCCUGGGGCCUCUGUCAUCCAGACAAGAUCCCAGCUAGUUGAUGCCAGCUGCCUGGUCAGCCGGGCCCCACCCACAUCCUAGCUGACUUAUGCAGGCUUCACCCAGUGGUUCCUGCUGAGGGUGUGGCAGGGUCACAGGCCAGUGGACAGGCGGCAGGUAAGACAGGCCAGGACUCUCAAAGUCCUAAGACCAAGCAUGACCAGGCAAAAGCUCAGUCAGGAAGCAGGAAGCCGCGUCUGGUCCUGGGGGCUUGAUAGAAGGCAAAAGGAAUGAGGCAGUCACUGUCCCUGGACCGUCUUUCUUUGCCUGCCUGUUGAAAGACUUGAUCUUGAUGUCCUUUGAGGUGCUUCAGCUCUCAUUUUCCUCGAAGUUUCAGCCUGUGUCAGAGCUCAGCUGACCGUCACUCUGCUCUCUCUCCUAGCCCCUGGCAAGAUGCCUCAAGAUGGGGACUGGAAAUUAACAUUAUCUGAAGCCGGGUCUGAAACACUCCUAGGCCAGCUCUACAAGCUCCGGCUCUUGGCUGACCCCCUCAGUGGUCAUCCUUGGGUUAGACAGUCCUGGGCCUUCUCGCCAACGCAGUGACCGCCUCUGUGGCUUAGCCCCUGGUCUGGGCCCCAGAGAAGAACCUAGUGGCUCUAGGGAAACACACACAGUCUGGCACUGGGAAGCAUUGCGGGUGAAUGUGCACUCUGAGGCCGUUACCCUUGAGCCCUGGACAGCCAGAUGGGUUGGAGGGGGUUGGUCAGGAGUGUGGGCCACAGAGCCAAGGUUGGAGGGAACUGGCCACCUAGCCACCAGCCCGGCGGAUAGGAACCGCCACGGGAGAUGAAGAAAGCACAGCCUCCUCCCCUCCUGCAUAAAUGACCCAGCACAACCUCGGGCAGGCAGGCUUCUCGAAUGUUUCUUGCACUGUCUCUGGCCCUUUCCCAGGCCUGCUCCCAGCGUUGUGCAAUAGGAGAACCAGGAAGCGAAACUGGGUGACAUGGGAGAGCUGCACCGACCUGCUGCCUGCCCAGUCACCAUUCUGCUUCCUGGCAGAAUGUCGUGUUUGUGUGUGUGUGUGUGUGUGUGUGUGUGGUCACUCGAGCUGUGGUCACACGGCCCAGCAGCCCAUGUCCAGUGGACUACAGAGCAAAGUCUCCUGAGAGGCCAAGUCAGCUAUGGAGGCAGCAGCUCCCUGGGGCUGGAAAACCCCUGGGAGGAGGAGUGAGGCAGAGUAACUGGGGGAGGCCCAGUGAAGGGAGCCAGGGGCCCCGAGGGAGGGAGGGAGGCAGUGGGGAGAGCAGGCUGGUGCAGGCGGGUUAUGUAAGGCUGAAAUCCCACUUCUCUUACUGCAAUGCUGUUUGUGGGAGCAUUUAGCACGUGCUUGGCACAUCGUAGGUCCUCAAUAAACCAAGGA
Condylura cristata (star-nosed mole) is the source of this 3503-nucleotide messenger RNA. It is a transcript of the gene ACVRL1, whose product is annotated as activin A receptor type II-like 1. The transcript is spliced from 10 exons. Gene Ontology annotation, cellular component: plasma membrane; BMP receptor complex. The coding region runs from base 78 to 1589 and encodes 503 amino acids. The record is from RefSeq and is a predicted model, not a curated record. NCBI's taxonomy places the organism in Eukaryota, Metazoa, Chordata, Mammalia, Eulipotyphla, Talpidae. Gene Ontology annotation, molecular function: transforming growth factor beta receptor activity, type I; ATP binding; SMAD binding. Gene Ontology annotation, biological process: heart development; transforming growth factor beta receptor signaling pathway; BMP signaling pathway.